Messenger RNA from Callorhinchus milii (elephant shark), 2635 nucleotides. It is a transcript of the gene masp1, whose product is annotated as MBL associated serine protease 1. Gene Ontology annotation, cellular component: blood microparticle; extracellular region. Gene Ontology annotation, biological process: zymogen activation; complement activation. The transcript has 11 exons. Gene Ontology annotation, molecular function: serine-type endopeptidase activity; calcium ion binding. The record is from RefSeq and is a predicted model, not a curated record. The coding region runs from base 64 to 2208 and encodes 714 amino acids. Lineage: Eukaryota; Metazoa; Chordata; Chondrichthyes; Chimaeriformes; Callorhinchidae.
CUGUUGUUCUUGGUGUUAUAUUUGCUGGUCGCUGCCGAAGCAAAUACCACUGAUCUGAAUGAGAUGUACGGCUACAUUUUGUCCCCAAAUUUCCCCGAGGGCUAUCCCAGCGAUUCGGACAUCACGUGGAACAUUUCGGUGCCACUGGGAUUCCGCAUCAAACUCUACUUCAUGCACUUUGACCUGGAGCCGUCUUACUUGUGUGAAUAUGACUUUGUGAAGGUGGAGAGUGGGGCUGAGCAGCCAUUGUUAUUCUGUGGAAAGGAGAGAACAGACACCGAACAGACCCCAGGACAGCAAACCAUCUACUCCCAUGGAAAUACCAUGUCACUCACCUUCCAGUCAGACUUCUCCAAUGAGGAGCGUUUCACAGGCUUCAAGGUUCAUUAUGCUGCUGAAGAUAUCAAUGAGUGUGAGGAGAAGCUGGAUGAGGGGCUGACAUGUGAUCACUUCUGUCACAAUUACAUUGGUGGCUUCUACUGCUCAUGCCGAUUCGGCUACAUUCUGCAUUCAGACAACAGGACCUGCAAAGUCGAGUGUAAUGACAACCUUUUCACUGAGAAAUCUGGAGUGAUCAGCAGCCCUGACUACCCCAACUCGUAUCCCAAGAGUAGUGAUUGUCUCUAUCGAAUCGAGCUGGAGGAGGGUCUCUUCAUCAACCUGCAGUUUCUGGAACAGUUUGAUGUGGAGGACCAUCCCGAAGUACCCUGUCCUUAUGAUUACUUAAAGAUCAAAGCUGGGAAAAAAGAGUUUGGUCCAUUUUGUGGAGAAAAGAGCCCUGGACUGAUCGAGACCGGAACCAACAGUGUGCAGAUCCUGUUCCACAGUGAUGACUCAGGAGAGAAUAAUGGCUGGACGUUCUCCUACAUGUCCUUGGAUUCCUACCGAUCUCAGGGACAGGACUCUGGGUUGAAGAAUGUAAACCAGCAGUGGACUGCUUGCCCACUGCUAACCCCACCAGAUAAUGGGAAAAUCGAACCAGUUCUUGAACAAUAUUCCUUUAAAGAUCAAGUCCAGAUAAGAUGCAACCCUGGAUAUAAAUUUGUGAAGGAUGGAGAUGAAGUGGAGGCUUAUCAGAUCGAAUGUCAGAAAAGUGGAAUAUGGAGCAGCAGCAUUCCUACUUGUAAAAUUGUAGACUGUGGGACUCCCGAGGUGCUCGAAGAUGGAUUUCCCAGAUUCCAGACAAAAGGCAAUCUGACAACAUACGGAUCUGCUGUGCAAUAUUGUUGCCAAGACGUAUUUUAUGUAAUGAUUCCAGAGAUGAACAGUACCUAUGCCUGUAUGGAGAAUGGGUUUUGGGUCAAUGAUGAGCUCGGAACAAAACUCCCCAGAUGUGAGCCAGUCUGUGGGAGGCCUGCUAGUGUCCUGCCGGCACUGAUCAAGCGGAUUGUUGGAGGCCGGACUGCAGAGCCGGGCUUCUUUCCCUGGCAAGUGCUGAUAGUGGCAGAGGAUACAACGCGGGUCCCAAAGGAUAAGUGGUAUGGGAGUGGAGCUUUGCUCUCUGGUUCCUGGGUUCUGACUGCUGCUCAUGUCUUGCGGUCUCAGCGACGGGAUGACAGUGUGGCUCUGGUUCCAACUGAACAUGUCACCAUCUACCUGGGCCUCCAUGAUGUACGUUACAAGGAGGAUGCUGUGAAACGGGCAGUUCAGAAAAUUACUCUUCACAAAGCGUUUGAUCCCAGAACAUACAACAAUGACAUUGCUUUAGUAAAGCUGUCAGAAAAGGUGUCCAUGGAUAUUCUGGUGAUGCCAUUGUGUUUGCCUGCCUUCCACCAUGAGAUGCAAGGCCUUCACCCCAACACACUGGGGCUGGUUGCUGGCUGGGGUAUCUCCAAUCUGAAUGUGACCAUUGAUGAUAUCUCCAGUAGUGAGCAUGGUACAUUGUCCAACACAUUGCAGUACGUGAAGCUCCCUGUCACACCCCAAGCUGAAUGUAAGGACAGCUAUGAGUCACGCUCUGAAACCUAUAAUGUGACCGAUAACAUGUUCUGCGCUGGGUUUUAUGAAGGUGGAAAGGACACGUGUCGUGGGGACAGUGGUGGGGCCUUUGUUAUCCAGGACCCAAUUACACAGCGAUGGGUGGCCCAGGGCAUUGUGUCCUGGGGAGGACCAGAGAAAUGUGGCAGCAAACGUGUAUAUGGUGUUUACACCAAAGUAUCCAACUAUGCAGCUUGGUUGGAGCAGGAAAUGAACAAUGUUUCAGAUUAACCAAUUAGAGGCUGGAAAUUUGUGGAUCCAGACUGAAGAAAGAAGAAUUCACAUUGCCAUUUAACUGCCAUUUGACCCAGAAAUCCAUGGGUUCAGAAAAUGCUUUUUUUGUUAUUUAACUUCACUGAGUGUUUGCUGUGUAAACUCUGCAUUUGUCUAUUUUGUGACAUUAGCUAGAUGUUUAAGACCACUUAAGGCAUCAUUCACUGCCCACCAUUACAAUUUGAGUCCCAGAAUUUGUUGCACUGCAAUUUGGGUUGGUUGAUGGAUUCAGACCUUUGGCCACUGCUAGCAAUGCCCAAUGACCUAAGCAGUGAUGAUACUGCCUUUGCCUUAUUGCUCUAUUUCUUACCCUGACAUGCAAAGUAUUCAACAUCAGUGGCCUCACCCUGACCAUUCAGCCUUCAGCUCCCCUCUCGACUCUCUA